This is a messenger RNA of Homalodisca vitripennis (glassy-winged sharpshooter), 10968 nucleotides long. It is a transcript of the gene mv, whose product is annotated as lysosomal-trafficking regulator. The transcript is spliced from 49 exons. Lineage: Eukaryota; Metazoa; Arthropoda; Insecta; Hemiptera; Cicadellidae. The record is from RefSeq and is a predicted model, not a curated record. Gene Ontology annotation, biological process: intracellular protein localization. The coding region runs from base 341 to 10756 and encodes 3471 amino acids. Gene Ontology annotation, molecular function: protein kinase binding. Gene Ontology annotation, cellular component: membrane; cytosol.
CUUGAGCGCUUGACUGCUUGUCAGAUUAACCAAAUGUCAGUCUUAUAUUGCUCGUUUCAAGGCUAUCUUAUCAGUUUUAGUCUCUUCCAAUAAACAACUCGAACUGACUAGACUUAUGUCAUCGUGUGCAGAUACCGGUUACUAAAUAAUUAAAUAUAUAUUUGAAUGUUGAAAUAUAAUUGUCUGGUUAUUUUCUAAUAUUGGGGUUACGUUUCCGCUAGUUAUGUAACUUGCAUCAUGAUCGAAGGCGUCUUCGUUUAGGCUAAAUAGUGUUUUGUAUCUGUAUUAUUUACUGUUACAAAUGAAAUAUCGAAAGUAAGUUAGAUUUGUAUUUGUCACAAUGGAUGAUAGUGAGUGUUCAACAGGACAACAUUCCACUUCAUCAGAAAGUCCCAUUCAAGUUCUGUGGGAUGGAUUUAUUACUGCUGAAAGCAAGUCAUUUGAGAAAGCCGUCUGGUUUGACACAUUCCUGGCAGAGUUUCUAGCAGAGGUGAAAGAAGGAAAGUCUGUCAAGGACAUCUUAUCAUCUAGUGUGAUCAAUGGUGGAAGUGUGUCUACCUUGGUUUCAUGUGAACUACUGUCCGAUGUACACAGCCUGUGCAGUGCAGGGCCAGGCGAGAUGGAAGAGUUGGCAACAAUGCGCAAACAUCUGCUCACAGGCCGAGGCUGGAGGUGUCUGGCUGUACUUCAAUGUCUAGGACUCCAGGAUGUAUCGUGUGGACGGGAACUUGCCAGUCUGUUGAUAUCACUAUACUCUGUAGGAGGAGAUGAAGGUACAGGUCAGAUAGUUAACCCCUAUCUACAGCAGAACAGGGGUGACAGUGGUGAGGGAGAGAUGACUUGCCAUCCACCCCUUGUCCGCCGAAAGUCUCGUUCUCUUAGCAACCCUGAGGCCACCUCACACAGCAGAUCUGGCUCCAUCCGCAUUCCUAGAGCAGUUACCGCUCCUGAUUUAUGCCAGGAGGAAGAGAGCAGUGAUUCUGAAGAUCCUGAGUCCAGUGAAGCUCAUCAAGUCCGAUCUGCCCUCAAGAUUCGCCUCAACCCAAUGGAUUUUGAUUACUUUACAUCAGUUGUACGGAGUGAUGAUGAAACUCAAUUUGAACGUGUGGGUAGUUGCAAUCCUGUCCAACAAAAAAAAGUUGUGUCCAAACUUGAUCCUAGAAACUUUCACGAUGAUAGAAUUAAAGAUGUGAUGAAACAGGAGAUAAACAGUUGUGAGUUUAAAAUGCUAGUUAUUGAACUAUUGUAUGAUUUGGUCCAGUCGGAAAACAUCAGUCAACAGAUUAAUACUAGUCAUCAAUCAGUUUGUCUUCAGACAAUGAACUUCAGUCUGGAGACGUUGUGCUCCUUGCAGUUUGGUUCAGAACUUAAUGCAGGAACUGCUUAUCAUUUGAAAUGUUUACUAUCCAGAUUACUUUUGUCCUCGUUAGAUAAAGUUUUGGUUCAACCGGAAAUGACAAGUGCUGUUUUACAAAAAGGCGUUCUCCCUAUAAUGCUAAGGAUGGCCGAAGAUAUUCUAAGAAAACAUUCCCCUGAAUUAGUGAAAGAAAUAAAAGUCCUUGAAGAAUCUUUGAUGACAAGUGAGUUUGUAUUUAACAUUAUUUAUGGAGUAAUCACGGUGGUUCAUUGUUUACUCGGUCAGAACAGUUCACCUGAUAAACUGGAUCAGUUUUUGACACUGUUUUAUCAAUUUGGAAACAGCCUUAAUGGACGUCUCAUCGAUAAGACUGUCAGCUUGAUUUUGAGUUUUUCAGAGGUAAUUCCAAAAAAGUGCACUGAUAGAGCUAAACGCAUUAUUGUAUCAGUAAGUCAAUUAAUCACAGCUCUGAAAAAGACAAGAACCAAAGUAGUACAUGCACGCCAGUGUAAGCGUAACAAACAUAAAAAAUGUCUUAGUAAAUCUUUUAUUCACCAUCAUGACAAUAUUUUUGGUACUGUUUAUGUGGGUUCUGUCCUUCCAUCAAGUACACAGCAGAACUGUAGUAUUUCUGCCUUAUUCAUGACUUUAACCAAGUUUCUGUCAGACAAUAUAGACAGGGAUAUUGUAAUUCGAACUCUACAACUUAUGACAUCAUGUGGAACAUGCUGCUGUUUUCCUGCUUUAAUUCUAUUGAAGAAAAUUCUAAAAAUAGUGUUGAGUACAGAUCAGCGAGUCAGAACUAGUGGAUUGGUUCUCUUGGAAAAAACAUUUUAUAGGCAGAUGGGUGCUUUUGAAGAAAACAGUGGCUGUGAGUUGUGUGCAAGAAAUUCGCAAGUGGCAAAUGUUGAUGGUUCGUCAAAAUGUUCCACAAAUAGUGUUUUGUCCUCUCCAACAUCCCCUAUUAGUGAAAACAGGCAAUCAAAGUGGAAUUGUCUAGGGCUUUUCAGAGAUCUAUUACUGUCUUCUGAUCCAAAACUGACAUUUACGAUAGGAACACAUUUGCUAAGAAUCAUUCCACAAUGUAAAUUUGUAGUUAAACAAGAAAUUUUGUUUUCUGUGUUUUAUCCGGUUUUUCUAAAGGCCCGUGAACGUCAAACUGGAUCUAAUCAAGAAAUAGACAAAUUUCUUGUCCUGACAUGUCUUUCAGUGUUCACAUACCUCCUGAGGAGAGUGAGGAUCAUAGAUCAGUUCUUGGAACAGAAAGCCCUGGAUCAUAUCACGGUCAUGCUGAAGGACAAAGAUGCUAUGAAACUGUGCUGCUCAAUCAUGGAGAUUGUCAUCAUAACGCAAAUAUGGAAAAAUGAACAAAAUCCAAAUAACAGUGAUAAGAUUAACAAAGAAAUCUUCCAUGAAGCCUCUGUGAACCUACCUGAUUUUGAUUUGUUACUUGAAGAAAUUCGUUGUAGUUCAGAAAAGUUUUUGUCAAUGGUUCAUUGCAAAGGAGAUGAGGAAAACUUGGACCAUCUGAGUCUUUCUGAUAGCAUUAUAUCUAGUGAUGGUAUGCUCAUGUUUGACUCUCCUCAGUGCUACCAACACUAUAGUCAGCUGGUGGCCUCUCUCACUUGCUUGUGGAGAACACUGGCAAACCUGAGUCUGUUCAGUCCUCAGGUUCGACAGACUCUGCAGGAGAGAAGUGCCACGGUAGUUGCUCAUACUUUACUGCUGACUGUUCUUCAGCGAGCCAGCAAAUCAACUUUUGUCAGAGGUGAGCCAUUCAAGGAUCGAGAAAGUUGUUUGGGUCAGCUCCACUUGAAGCUGACGGAACCUUUGUUAGUGCUGUGUUUGGUCUGCCCCCCUGCUGCGGACAACUCAGAAACAUUUGUGGCAUGUGAAAGCCUGAUAGAAGAAUUGAAGCCUUUGCUAACUGCAACGAUUGCCAGCUCAACUAUUACCAUCCAUCAGGUCUGUGACAUGUUGUAUCGUGCCAGUUUUGCGCAGCCUAGUCCUCGGCUGAUCUUGCCCACACACAAGAUGCCUAAGGUGGGGAGCCUGUCGUGGGAAGGCAGUGACACAGCUAUGUCACUAUCAUCAUCCAGCGUGGUAGGGGUACAGUUUGAUGACACUAUAUCAGACUGUGAGACAAGUCCUGAGCUGACAGCGGAUGAAGGAUACGAGGCAGAUGUAGAGAUAAGAGACCAACCAAGUGAACAGGCUGAAGAUAUGAGUGGGGGAGAGAGGAGCUUGGCUGGCAGCAGAAAAGUGUGUAUGGACUGUAGAAGACCUGUACAGAUUGUUUACCCCGAGCUCUGUAUAUUAGCUGUGGACCUGGUCUCUAACUUCGUACAGACUGGAGAUCUUACUGAGACUCAGCUGCUGGACAGUGUGUACUGUAUCCAGCGACUGGCCAAGGAGGACUGUCAGGUGCUGACAAGUCACAACAUGGUAUCUCGUCUGCUCUCUCAGUUCGCCGACAUUCUGUCCAUCACCGAUCUCAAGUAUACUGAGCUGCAGCGAGCCGUUCUGGACCUGGUCAGCCUCCUGGCCAGAGUCACUGUUGAACCCUGCCAACUCACUCAGUACCUCCGGUUCUUCACCUUGGAUAAUCCUCCACUGGAAUGCCUGUUGCCUCCUCUAGUUGCAAUGGUGGCUAACAACAAGAUACAGCCCACCUGUGCUCUCAGGUUCCCUGUAACCUCUGCAGAACGAGUGUACAUCAACUCUCAAGCGUCUCCAGCAGAGAAAACGGCUGUUACCAUGCAUCACCAACAUGUCACAGCAGGGAUUCAGUCAUCAUGGUCAUGCUGUGCCCUCGCCCUCCCCAUCAACACAGACCUCGGCUGGUCCAUGUGGGUCAAUGGCUUCUCUGUGUCAUUUUGGUUGCGACUUUUCCCUCCUCCUAGCCCCAGCUCACCUCCAGAUGCUGAUCUCACUUGUUCAGACACUUCUCUUUCCGACAUCUGUUGGAACAAUAACGGUACCUUGCUCCAGUCGUCAGAGAGCAGUCAGACUCACAAGUCACCACCGUCCAAACCUGAAACACCACAGAGCAGUCUUCUACACCUUAUCUCAGUUGGCUUUGAUGUCAUGGUGCUGGAAGUUUGGCUGGAGCCUGCUUCAGGUAAGCUGGUGUUCCGUCUAGUGCGACCGGAUGGCAAGCGGCAGGAAUUGUUAUGUGAGUCCUCGGUCAGUGAUCAGCUCACUACGUCCCAGUGGCACCACUUGGCCAUCAAUGUACGUGACAGUGUGCAGAAGAGGAAAGUUGUUAUCGAGGUGUUGUUGCUGGUCGACGGGUUUGUAGCAGUCCAAGUACCACUUGUAUUCACAGGCCUACUAAUCCGCAAGGCCCGACCCUCCUGUCUGCUGCUAGGUCACUGUGGUCAGACUGACUCGAGCUACAUGAUCACAAGUGUCCUCAUGUUCCGGGCUCCUGUUUUCAACAGAGAGAGCGCCAUAAGUCUGGUUGCUCAUGGACCCGACUAUAUCCACCUGACACAGGCAGAUGUGGGAAACGUCAGGCCUAACCUAUCCACUGUCUUCUCGGUAAAAUCUAUCCAGGCUGGAGUCAACUGGGAGUUUGUCUAUCAUGAACAGAUUUCUACACUCAGAGUGCUUCAGGAAAAUCUGCUGUUGUCCUUCUCGGCUGAGAACUACACAACUAUGAACGCAUACCCACAAGCCAUCAGCCAUUCAACUGGUGUGGUUGGAUCUCUGUUCCCACCUACCCCGGGGUUUCGGGUUGCCACAGUUGAUACUCGAGCUAGUCAGCUACUGCCGCUCUCUGUUCGACCCAUUUUCUUUGCACCAUUGACGGACCAGCACUACCACAGCAUCACGGCCGCAGCUGAAACCAUUGGGGGGAUAUCUGUCUUCCUCUUCCUGUUUGCACGGGUUAUAGAGCUGAAGGGAAGUGAAGAGUGCCAGGCUCAAGCUCUCUAUGUGCUUUUGAAACUCGCACAGAGCUCGUGUGAACUCAACUCUCAGUUUGAAUCGAGAGAUGUACCUCGUCUCCUGAGCCAUGCGCUAGCCUCACCUCAAUGUUCUCCAAGCAUGUACAUGCUCAAGAUGUUUAUGGAUGUGUGCUGUGACCGACCUGGUCUGCUAACUGUAAACGUCACGACCGGUGCCGCUGUAGUCAACACUACAAUGCCAUGUGUGGUUACUGAGCCAACAUUGCUGGCUGGCACCGUGAUCAGAGCUUGGCGUCAGUGGGCUCGCACCCCUGGUUGCCUCUGGACCCUGUUUCAGGCUCUACAGGCUCUCCUACGAGAUGACCAUCCCUUUAGGGAGUUCAACGCAGCACAAUUCAACAGAGCAAGACUCGUCGACUCACUUCUGCUCUUCUGCAAGGAGAGAUUUCUUAGUGGAGAACAGGCACCGUCACUGGAGCCCCAGAUCUGUGAUGGGGUGGUGGAGCUGAUCCGAUCACUGAUGGGAGCUCCACCUGAAUUGCCCCAUAUCAUCUCUAUUUAUGACUACCUCAUAUUGGCACAUCCGGCUCACGCCACCUAUGUCACCAGUGUGCGCCCCAGUUUCUAUUUCCUAGUGACAAGCCAUACCAGCCACCCUAGCAGCAACCAUUCAGAGGUCGAGUCCACUGAGAGUCUGAUGAAGAAGUCCAAGAGUAUGACAAUCAACAACAGACAGAAAACUGAACGACCAGCCAAGCGUUUUAUGACACAACCAGUUGAUCCAACCAAACUGAAUAAAGCUCUGGCUAAUCUGCAGAUCAAGCAGUUGAGCCAACAGCAGGAAGUGUUGUUGAGUGGUAGUUUGGAUACAAACCGCUCUGAUAUCUUCACCUCCAGUGGACAGGGUAGCAUGGAUGAGUUUAGCAGUGACGACAAGCUGUUCUCUUCCCUGUCAGACCCUGCUCUGCUGAAGUCAUCCUCCCCCCUUCCCCCACCUCUGACUCUGUCAGCUGUAGAUGAUGACGAGAAGGAGAAGGCAGAGGUUAAAGAGGAAGAUGUCAAGCGAUUAGUACCACCUAAACCUGACAACAUCAAGCGUGAAAGAGAGGCAGGAAAGGAGUCGCCUGCAUCAGCUUUAAUGGAGGGACUACUGCUAUUGUUACGGGAUAUCAUGCUGGUGCUACCAGACAGUAUGGUGCACCAGGUACUCUCUCAUGUGAUUCGUGUGGAGGCUCUCCUGGUGAUGGCCAACCACCAGUCUGCAUCUGUCCGUAUGGCUGUUGUCAAGGUUUUGACAUCAUAUAUCCAAAGAGCUGCUGACGAAGAUGUGGCUAACUUUAGUCACAUUCGUGGUUACUACCAGUUAGCCAACCAGUUGGGGCAGUGGCCAGCGACUACAGAUCUGUUGGAGGGAGUGCUCUCCAUGGUGACGGGUCUGCACUGGCUGCCACUGGAUGAGCAACUUCGGGAAGGGGACAAAACAUCACAGUCACUGCAGUUGGCAGCACUGCCACCACUUCUGGCCCUGCUGCCGGCAUCUGUUCAUGAUGUGACACUUGCUCAUCUACUCAUACACUUUCUGCAGAGGCUCUUCACUAAGGUGGCUCAGGGUCAGCGUACUCUAAUGGAGUGCGGGCUGUUGGAAACCCUGUGCAAGACAAUUGUAGUCAUCAGUGAGACUCCAUCGCACACGAUUGACUUGUUCAACGUCAGCGAUCAUGACAUUCUUAUUGCAGACAUCCAGUCCUUCCUCGUCACUAUUGUAUCAGUGGCCGUCCACUCUCCAGGCAAUCACAAUAUGCAGGUCCUGACAGACAUCCUGGUACUGCUCCGGUACCUGGAAAGGCAGGAAGGAAACCAUAGCAAUGCACAUGUACAGAACCUCCGCAGUACGCAGUGUACAGUGUUGUCCAACGCUGUGCGAAUCAUACAAGACAAGAUCACAUGCCAGCAGCCUGCAACAUCCACAAUACGUUCUACAGCAAGAGCCUUAUUCAAUUCGGUACGUAUGAUGACAGCGUUGGACAUUGAGGAGUUGGUGGAUAUGCAGGAUUCCAUUAUCACUGGCUCCAAGAGCUCUUCCAACAGUGACAGUGUCAACAGUCUGGGCAACAACAGCACCACCAACAACAGUGUAAACAACCUCGGCUGGCUCAACCGAGUGCCUCGUAGUGAGAUCAAUGACCGCUUCAAGAUGAUCGUUACCAAGGCCACCGAGUUCUUCAUUUACUCAGAGAGCAUAAAAUGCCUGAGUGAGAAAGAGAUUAAGUUUGCACAACAUCUUUUCUCUCUUCUGCUCUCUGGUAUGACAGCCAUUGUGGAGAGACGGUCUGGAAACCGGGAUAUCUGGAGUACAAUAUUCUGGAAUUGCAGGGACACUGUGAGAGGCAUGUCUGGUCAGCUCAUGGUUUGGAUGUUGUCUCCUGGUCAGACCAAUCAGAUGCGAAUGUUUGUGAUUGAGACCUUGCGAAAGCAACUGAAAGCCAAGGAAGUCAUAGCUAGCAUAAUUCUCAGUAACAGUCAAAUUGAACAACAGUUUGCAUUGUACCUUUGGGAACUUAUGUAUGGUGCUGACUCUUCAACUCUUCUUGAACCUGAGAAGCAGAUCUGUGAAGAGUUGAAGGAUCUUUUGCAAGCAUGGAAUCUGUACUCGCCCGAGUCAAUUGGCCAUGAUUUCGACCCAUGGACCGAUGAUUUGACAGCUAUGGCUCGCACUGUGUUUCACCAGCGUAGUCUUUGGGCCAAGCAGCAGGAACCAACAAUUAAUAGGACUAUCUCACGCAUGGAAGGAGUGGUGAAGGCGGUGAGCGAGGCGGCCAUGAAUGUAACUCGAGUUGUGGUGGACGCUCAGAACCUUGAGCGCAAGGCCAUGAUGGAGAGUAUGAAACAGGCAGUCAGUGACAGUAUUCACGCGCAGAUGCAGUGGAAGCUGUUGGCCCAUCAGCUAACACAUGAACGAGCUGUCUGGCACUUUCCCAAGUCUUACCCUAGGUCCUGGCAAUUGGAUGAGACGGAGGGACCAGCUAGAGUAAGGAAAAGACUGAAACGAUGCCACCUUCAUGUGGACAAGCGCUUCCUCAAGUCUGAGUUCCAGGACAAAUUAGAUGCAGCAUCUCAAUGCCAACCGUUGUCAUUCUUGUUUGGCUCCGAGGGCCCGUCCAUGUCGGCUGUGCUGAUAGAGCGGUUACACACUGACGAGAAGAUACGCCACAUGUCUUCAGCACGUAUUGUCACGCCUGCUCAAGAGGUGUGUGGGGAACUGCUCAUCGGCGAAACCUCACUAUACUUCGUACCCAACAGUGAACCCGCUAAACUGGAUGUCAAUACAGGCUAUCUGGACGUGAGCUCGCAGGCCUGGCAGUUUGAGGAUGUCAAGGAGAUACACAAUCGACGAUUCCAACUCCAAGAGAGAGCCCUUGAGAUAUUCCUACUUAACGGCAAAACUUACCUGCUUGCUUUCGAAUCAUCUGCAGAGCGGGACCUGUUUGCGACAGAGCUGAGCCACUGUGAGUUGCCCCACCGAGUGGCCGGUGACCACCUGUCCGACACCGUGCAGCUGUGGCGGGAGGGUCACCUCACCAACUGGGAGUACCUGACCACGCUCAACAAGAUGGCGGGGCGAUCUUACAACGACCUCAUGCAGUAUCCUGUCAUGCCCUUUGUACUGGCAGACUACACCAGCAACACCCUUGACCUCACUGACCCUAAGUCGUACAGGAAUUUCAAAAAACCUAUGGCAGUUCAAGAGAAGAGCAGUGAACAACAUUACAUAAAUAAUUACAAUUAUCUGAAGCAGGAGUUAACUGAUGCUCUGAACCUCAUCUCCAUCAAUCAGGAGGCCUAUCAUUACUCUUCACAUUACUCAAACUCUGGCACUGUGCUCCACUUCCUGGUGCGUCUUCCACCAUUCACGUCCAUGUUCAUCAACUACCAGGAUAACAAUUUUGACCUUCCGGAUCGUACAUUCCACUCAAUUCACACCACAUGGCGUCUGACCUCCAGUGAGAGCCCUACAGAUGUCAAGGAGCUUAUUCCAGAAUUCUUCUUCCUGCCAGAGUUCCUUGCCAACCACGAGGGGUUCGAUUUUGGAAUGAGGCAGAAUGGAGCUCGUGUGGAUGAGGUUAUACUGCCGCCCUGGUGUCUUGGUGAUGCCCGUCGCUUUAUUCUUAUUCACAGACAAGCCUUAGAGUCUGAUUACGUCCGUGAGCAUCUUCCUCUGUGGGUAGACCUGGUGUUUGGCUAUAAACAAACUGGAAAGGCAGCAGUAGAGUCCAUCAAUGUGUUCCAUCCUGCCACUUACUACGGGUUCAACCCUGAGAGCAUAGUGGACCCCCUGGAGCGCACUGCAUGGGAAACCAUGGUCAAGACGUACGGUCAGACACCACGUCAGCUGUUUCGAGCAGCUCACCCCAUGGUAGUGCAGACACUGGCUCCCAAGACUACUUCCUUGUCCACCAUCCAUGGAGUGAAGGGCAUCUCGUGGGGUAACUAUGUUGGUUCACCGAGUGACAGUACACCUAGUGUGACAUGGCAACAACAGCACAGGACUCCUGUCGCUUCCCUUGUUCCCCUGUUGACCAAUGAUGUGUUUGGACUGGCACCUUCCACCACUUUACUUCUCGCAUAUUCCAAAGAGAAAACACUGAGCCUGGUGGCAGCAGGAGGUACUUGUGUGCUGGGUGCUGCCCUCGUCUCCUGGGGACAUCCGGACGGGAUCAUACGUGCCAAACUGAAAAAGGAACAGCCUCCGUAUCCAGCCAUCCGACCCCCCCGGUGUGGAGGUCCUGUCACUCAGUGUGUUAGCGUGCCAGACUGCAGCCAACUUUGGCUCGGCUAUGCCACCGGCAAGAUACUAGUUUACAGGUACAAGUUCAAGCCGAGCAAAGGAACGCUGGAGUUCAGUCCUGAGCCAAUAGAGUUGCUGGGACACAAUACAGCCAUUCUGUCUCUCACACUUUGUCGAGCGUACAGUGUCGCGCUUAGUGGGUCUAGGGACGGCUCAGCUAUACUGUGGGACCUGAACCGUCUCUCCUAUGUGCGCUCUCUGCCCAACAUCAGCCUACCGGUGAGCCUGACGUGUGUGAGUGAGGUGUCCGGAGACUUGGUGACGGUAGGCAAUGAUGUGGACAGUGGCAGUUCCACCGUGCGACUCCACACAAUCAACAUGGCACUGGUGGGUAGUGUCACCACUCGGGAGCAGAUUACAGCUGUGUGCUUCUCCACUGCACCAGAGGGCGUAUCUAUCAACGUGAUUGCUACCGGCAUGUCCAACGGUGUCAUCAGAUUGUGGAGUACCUUGGACCUGUCAGCUGUGGGAGAGAUAGUUGCUAAUUCCAUGGACAAUCCUGUCAUCGGAUUGACAUACUCCCAAGAUUCACAACAUUUAUACGCAUCGACUGAUGACGGUAAUCUGAUGAUUUGGGAGGGCUCAGCGGCCAAAGGUGGCAGUAAGACUCCUAAGUUCAUGAACCUAACAACACUUAUUUGAUGGUUGGGUGAAGCCUUCAGGGUUGUCCUGACGAGUGCACCAGUUUCUCAUCUACUUAUCACGCUUGCUGUCAAUUUCGUCCAGACAUUAUUUUUGUAACUGUUUCUAUUUAUUUUGUAUAUUGAUAUUUUUAUAGAUAUGUUUUUAUGUCGUAGAACAUUUAUGUUUUUAUAUAUUACUGAUGAAACAGAUCUUGAUGUAAAUUAUAAAUG